AUGAUAUUAGCCAAAUUGUUGUUUGACCCCAUGAUAUGUCUGGCAGUUGAGCACGAAAUUGAAAAUCUUAGGGAUAGGAAACAUUCGACAACUUGUGAGGAUAAGUUCAUAUCUGAAGUAGACUCGACUCAAAAUGAUAAUAAUGUUUUAGAAGAAUAUAUAACUGAAAUGGAAGAGAUAAAAUCAUCUAAAACAAAUAUUAAUGAAAACGAACAAUUUGAAAUCGAUGAAACUAGCGCUGAAAAUUCAGAUAGAAAUACAUGUAUAUCGGAAGUUUGGCAAUAUGUUAAUAAAGAUGAUUCCAACCGUCAUUAUUGUCUGACAUGCAAUUUUAUAUUUUCACCAAAAAAACCAGUAGAUCAAGCAACAUUUACCAGACAGCAAAUUAAACUUAAUACUAUUAUUAGUAAUAUUCCAGAUAAAGCUUCAAUUACAACAGACAUGUGGGCUAGCAUCAAAAUGGAAAGUUUUAUAACAAUUCCAAUUCAUUUUGUUGAUAAAGAUUGGUAUUUACGUCAUUUUACUCUAGAAGUUACCAAAUUUCAAGGAUCUCACACAGGUACAGCAAUUUGUAAUUAUAUAAUGAAAACUCUAGAAGAAUUUGAUUUGACUCAGAAAAUUGCUGCAAUUACUACAGAUAAUGGCUCAAACAUAAUUUCAGCAUGUCAUCAAAUAACACAAAGACUCAAUCCAAAUAAUAUUUCAGCUGAAUUUCUAACUAUCAUUGUAUAUGUCAUAUAUUGA
Ambispora leptoticha is the source of this 744-nucleotide messenger RNA. NCBI's taxonomy places the organism in Eukaryota, Fungi, Glomeromycota, Glomeromycetes, Archaeosporales, Ambisporaceae. The record is from the annotation of a GenBank genome assembly.